Molecule: messenger RNA, 1890 nt
Organism: Pyricularia oryzae 70-15
Lineage: Eukaryota; Fungi; Ascomycota; Sordariomycetes; Magnaporthales; Pyriculariaceae
Product: FAD binding domain-containing protein
Exons: 2
Coding region: 1-1890 (629 amino acids)
Molecular function (GO): FAD binding; oxidoreductase activity
Source: RefSeq, a predicted model, not a curated record
AUGCCACGACAGCUCUCCUCACUAAUGGUGCUGGUUCUGUACUUGAACCCAGCUGGAGCAGCAAACUUUCCCUGGGAGACGAGCCAGCUGUCUGAAACCGAGGCCGCUUCAUGGUCGGACAUCUCUUUUGGAAAUGCCUCACAGGAGCCGAUCCCUCCCGGUCCAGAAUGCAAAGCCCUCCCCGGCGAUACCGCAUGGCCGACCGCGCAAGACUGGGUCCGCCUCAACAGCACCCUCGAUGGUGCCCUGCUCCGCCCUGAGCCCGCCGGCGCAGUCUGCUAUGCGAACAACACACUGUAUAACCGUGAACGAUGCGACUGGAUCCUCGGCGAGGGCGGUAGCGGCCGCUUCUGGAUCGACGACCCGUUGAAUGUUCUGACGCGGUGGCCGCAGGGCGAUUCGUGUCCUGUAGAGCCGCGUCCAAGGGGCAAUUGCACGAGGGGAGGGUUCGCCGACUAUGUGGUCGAUGCGAGAACAGUGAAGCACAUACAGGUGGCGGUCAAUUUUGCGAGGAACAGGGACAUCAGGCUGGUGAUCAAAAACACCGGGCACGAUUUUCAUGGCAAGUCCUGCGGCAAGGGCUCCAUCAGCAUCUGGACGCAUCAUCUCAAAAGCUUCGACUUCAUCCCAUCACUCACCAUCCCAUCCACGACUCCUGGCGACCCGCCCCUGUACUCAGGUAUGGCCGCGCGUGUGUCUUCUGGGCUUGAGAGCUGGGAGAUGUACGCCCAUAUGCGCCGCAAUAACAUGCAUCUCGCCGUUCCCGGUGAUUCCACGGUGGGAGCGUAUGGCGGAUGGAUCUUGGGCGGCGGUCAUCACAGCCUCGCUUCGCACUUUGGACUAGGCUCGGAUCAGCCAUUGGUGCUUCAGGUUGUCACCGCCGACGGACGCUUCGUGACGGCGGACCAUCUCGACAACUCGGAUCUGUUCUUCUCGCUGCGUGGCGGCGGGCCCAGCACCUAUGGUGUUGUCACGUCUGCUGUGGUUAAGGCCUACCCGGCUCUUGAGGUCUCCCAGACCUCGGUGCGAUUUUCGACCUCCAACAUCAACGGCAGCGCGGCGCACAAGGCCGAUGUUUUCUGGCAGGGAGCUUCUGCUGUGUACUGGUUCUCCAAGCAUGCCACCGACGCACGAGGAACAGUUUACGACAACAUUUCGCCUUCGGGCAGUAGCUCGUUCACCUUUAGUGCCGAGUUUGAGCUGCCCAACUUUACAAAAGGACAGGCGGACGCUUGGAUUCGGACCUUGGUGGACAAUCUCCGAGGGUUGGGAAUCUCUGUGAGCAACCCUGCCGCUCGCGCUUCUCCUCGAUCUAAUGACGGGAGUCAGGGCCGAGGUGACCAGCCUGGAAACACUCGCUUCAGCUCGCGCUUGUUUCCCCGCAUGAUCUGGGAGGACGAGGAACUAUUCUCUCAAACCAUGUCUGUGAUCCGCCAGGUGGUGGAAGAGGGUGGCUACACCUUUCAUGGAAUCCACCAAACACCCAAACCAGCCGUUGCAGGUUGGCCGGGCACGACGUCAGGUGUGAACCCGGCAUUCCGGUUGACGCAGAUGCACGCCGACAUUUUUGAUCGGAGCUCAGUCGAUGGCACGCCAGCACAAUGGAUGCAGGGGUGGUCGCGGCUGAACCAGUACACGCAAAGGAUCCGGGACGUAACGCCGGAUGGUGGGGCAUAUGUCAACGAGGCGGAUCGUCUGGAGCCUGAUUGGCAGCAAAGCUUUUACGGUGACAACUACCAAAGGCUUGCCGAAAUCAAGAGUCGGUGGGACCCUUGGGGGCUGUUUUGGGCGCCCAUCACUCCGGGGAGCGAGAAAUGGGAGGUUAGAACUGCUGACGGGUUGCCCACUCAGAACGGGCCACUCUGUCGGACCGGAACAGCGAAGGUGUAG